AUGCACCAGAAACGUAUAGACCCAUCAUACCUCAAACUGACCUUGAAAGAGUUGGUUGAGUGCAACACGCAGACUGGCACCCGCAGCGACCUUCCCAUGAUCUCUCUGCUCACUAGAAAGUGUGAAGAAAUUGGGAUGAAAACUGAGACAUUCCCGACACGCUUGAACCCAAACAAAGUUAAUUUUGUGGCUUACUUUACAAAAGCCAAACACACAAUUGUGUUGUCUUCACAUUUUGAUACAGUCCCAAUCGGCGACAAGUCGGAGUGGAAACACCCACCACUGACAACAACAGAAAUCCUUGAAGAGAACGGGGAUAUUACGAUUUUUGGAAGAGGAACUUCUGAUAUGAAAGGGGGGAUAGCCAGUCAGCUUGCCGUCUUGAAGUAUUUACAUGAGAAGACAUCUCCAAUACUUCCAAGCAUUCUUUUGGUAGUUUCUUGUGAGGAGGAAGAUGGUGUUGUUGGGGCAAAAGAGCUUGUCGAGGCCCAUCCAGAACUUUUUGAGUCUGUGAAACUCGUUUUAGUCGACGAGCCAACCAAUCUCGACAUUGGAAUGAGUGAAAAAGGUGAAUUGAGGGUGUUAAUGAAGUGCAGGGGAAUAGCUGCGCACGCAAGCACACCAAAUCUUGGUGUUAAUGCUAUCAACGGAAUGAUCGACUUGAUUCAAACUGUCAGUCACUCUCUCCCAUUGAGUUGCGACACAAGCAACCAAACAACUCUUAGUCUUGGGAUGAUCAAAGGUGGCUCUGCUCCAAAUGUAGUUGCAGACUAUUGUGAGGCUGUAGUCGACAUCAGAACAAGCUCCUUUGUGACAACUGAAGAAAUUGAGGCAAUUAUAAGGAUGGCGGUUGCCACACUUCACAAAACUACUCGUUUUGUUUAUGAAAUUGAAUUUCAAGGACGGGUUGAGUCUGUUCACACCGACGUGACAAACCAAUAUGUUGUUGGUUUGGCAAGAAGUUCCGAUUUAGUACUUGGGAAGAACAGAAUCAAGAAGAUGGCGUAUGCGACAGACGGCGCGGCAUUUUCCAGAACACAGGCAAAGCCAACUGUCAUCAUUUUUGGGCCAGGUGACGAACAAGUCAUCCACAAAGUUAAUGAGCGCAUUUCCUUCAGCAAUCUGAAAAGUGCGUCAGAAGUUCUUCUCACUUUCCUUCAACAACUUUAA
Molecule: messenger RNA, 1170 nt
Organism: Entamoeba invadens IP1
Lineage: Eukaryota; Evosea; Mastigamoebida; Endamoebidae
Product: acetylornithine deacetylase, putative
Exons: 1
Coding region: 1-1170 (389 amino acids)
Molecular function (GO): hydrolase activity
Source: RefSeq, a predicted model, not a curated record